Molecule: messenger RNA, 2587 nt
Organism: Owenia fusiformis
Lineage: Eukaryota; Metazoa; Annelida; Polychaeta; Sabellida; Oweniidae
Source: the annotation of a GenBank genome assembly
GUCAGCCACUUUGAGAAAGACACGGCCACUUAAGAUUUAAGAAUGGGUAUGAUGUCUGACUAAAAUACUGAUAUAAUCAGUGUAAUCUCAAUCACUACUUAUUAGCCUUCGUAAGCGGAACAUGAACAGUGUACCUAUAGAUUAGAAAUAGGAAACGUCUUAUCUGAAUGUUUUAAUGUCGUCACAGGAUUUGGAAUAUUAUAGUUGGAAUGAGACAUUUUCUGUGACCUUGUAUACGAUGCAUCACGAGCCACGCAAUACAGUUGCAUAUGUCCUCCUAGCUGUGCUAUUUGUCGUCAUAGUCACACUGACAAUUCUCGGAAAUGCCUUGGUUUGUUUGGCAAUUCUUUUGAAUCGCACCCUCCAGCGCACAACUAACUAUUUUAUCCUGUCAUUAGCAGUUGCGGACCUACUGCUUGGAAUUAUUGUUCUUCCAUUCAGCGCCAUAUUGACAUCAUCCAAGCAAUGGUAUUUUGGUAUUGUAUGGUGUAACAUUGAUUUAUCAUUUGACGUCAUGUUGUGUACUGCUUCCAUAUUGAACCUCUUCAUGAUUAGUCUUGAGAGAUACUUCGCCAUUACGUCACCUAUGACCUACCAACGCUAUCUAACAUUCCGCAAGGUCCUGAUUGCGAUCGCUUUAGUAUGGGUUGUAUCAUUUCUAUCAUCAUUUGUUCCUAUACAUCUUGGUUGGAAUACACAUGCGGAGUUACAUGUUAAUGGCACUGACAUUACGCAUGGCUGUUACUUUUUCGAGAACCAAGUUUAUGUUGUGACUUUAUCAUUGACAACAUUUUUCAUCCCUUUAUUCAUCAUGUGUGCUACAUACGCCAGGGUUUUAAUGAUCGCAAGAAAACAAGCGCAGGAGAUAAACAAAAUGUCAAUUCUUGCAUGUACAGAAUCGAGGACUCCGCAGGAUCAGAAACACCAUAAAAAUCAUAUGGUGAGUGAGCACAAAGCGACAAUAACACUCGCAGCAAUUAUGGGAUGCUUUUCUAUAUGUUGGAUUCCAUAUUUUGUUAUAUUUACCAUAGGACCUUUCAUAAACCAAAAUGUCAUACCCGAAGUUGUACAUGACUUUGUACUCUGGAUGGGCUACAUCAAUAGUACAUUAAACCCAAUACUCUAUGCAUUUCUAAGCAAAGAGUUUCGAAAGGCAUUUAAAAGGAUACUGCAUUGCAAAUGCAAAAAGAGGUAACAUGACUGUCUUUCAUACAUUCUAACCACAGCGAUGCCAAACCUGAUAUUUAUUUUUUCAAUAUAUAUAUAUUUAUUGAGUUUACUAUAGUUUCAUCAAGUAAUUCUCUUGUAUGUAUAUUAGAAUGUAGACUUUUUCAAAUGACAAUAUUGUAGAAAGGCUUAUCAAUGUUACCAAAGAUUUCAUUGUAAUAUAUCACUGAGCUGACAGAGAGCUAUAACAAUCUUCUGGAAAUAAUUUCCAAAUUAAUCAUGACCAAUACCUAAUCUGUUGGAAAACACAAUUUUGAUACUUGAUCUAAAGAAAAUGAAAAAGGACAGGUUCUGACCACUAGGUAUACAUUUACGUCACCAUUUGCCAAUAAAUGCGAUCAAUAUGCCAAUGAAAUGCAAUGCACAAACAGAAUAGGUUUACUAAAUUAAAUAAAUCCCACUAGAGUAAGAGAGGAUAAACAAGUUAUUGAAUAUCAUUAUGGACUGUAUAAAGUUGCUGAUCUGACGAAUUUACAUAUUGACAAGGAAGAUUAUCCUAUACCAGAACCAUGUCUGGAUUUCUUUUAAUAAUCUGUUUAAUUUCAUUGUAUAAUAUACAGGUACAAGUAGUUGUUGAUAUGAGUGACCAUUUGCUAUGAAAGGAUAGCAUUAUAGGUUCACUCUAUGUCUGGAUUUAAGUCAAGUAUAUACACUCUUGAGAAUGUCCGAGUCAGUGAGAUGUGAGCUCAUUGACAUUGUAUGUAAAAUGUUGAAGAAGAUUCUAUUGGAUCACACUUACAUUGAAGAUUGAAGAAAGGAGUUAAGAUUUCAUUUUAAAACCAAACAUAUCAUUUAGAGUAAAACUGGGUUAGUGAACACCUCUCUCUAGUGAUAACCUGCAUUAAGUGAACACCUCUUGAAGACACAUUUUACAUUGACUCCUGUAUAAAAUCCCCUCUAUGUAGUGAACACCUAUCUACAGAGAACACUUUUUGUGGCUCCAUAGGUGUUCACUAUAUACAGGUUUUAUUGUAUGUCAGCUCUGUAUCACCUAUCAACAGUACAUCAACCCAUUUUGACUGAUUUGAGUAAUCUAUAUAAAAUACCUUGAAAUAAAAUGUUUCAGCUGCUAUGAGCAAAAUCAAUUAUUGACAUAACAUUGCUCAAACUGAUACAUGAAAUUUAAUGAGAAAUGUUGUCAAGAUUAAAACCUUUACAAAUGCUGACUAACAGUAGAAACAAGUCAUUUCUUAAACUACCUCAUACAUGCUUAUCUCUCUUGUUAUUUAAUUGUGCAACUUCUGAAAAUUAAGUAUUGGGCGACACGUUUAAUGAUAUGAUGUCAAGAGUGAGUGAGCUAAAUCUGACACGAAUUGCUCUAAUAAUAGCUGAGAAAGUAAAUGUUGAUUGUAUUGUAGGC